CAUUAACAAUACGUUAAACUAAUUAUAAUUAAAUAAUACACUAAUAGAUGAACUAAUUUACAAAGAUUUGUAUAAUUUGGUGAUAAUAUAGUGAUAAUUGUAAUACUGGUUAGCAUUGAAUGAAUAACAACUGAAUGUAUGAAUGAGUGAUAGAUUGCUGUGAAUGACAACCAAUGGAUCACUAAUUGCUUUGAAGUUUGUCAAAUCAUAGCUAAUAAUACGAAAUGAAGAGAUAAUUGACAGCAAGUUCUCGUAUUGGCAGUGGUUUUCAGUAUUAAUUGUAUUGUCAUUUGGGAUCAAUUAAAAUGAAACCAUUUGUAAGUUUAUUGGCGUUGAGUUCAAUCUAUUUAAGCGUCGAUUGCAAUGAAGUAUCAAUUGAUCCGAAAGUGACGCUCAACUCAUUAGAAGACGUGGAAGUAUUGACUUAUUUUCUUCUUUGGAAAUAUAAUUACUUUCAUAACAAUAACCAGAGAAGAGAUAAAACAAGCUUUGAUUUGAAUGAUGAGACGUUUGAAGACAAUGACAGUGACAUUGAAUCCAAACUAUUAUUAUUCAUCGAGAAUUUGAAGGACAAUAAACUCAUUCAACAUAUCACUAACUCGUCAUCCGUGGCAUCAAUUGAUACGACAAUAAGAAGUUGUGAUCAUAUAGAUAACAGAUUGAUAAGCAAAUGGGCGACCAAUACGUCGACCUCGAAGCUCCGGAGUAUCUGUGAGGCGGCGUCGGGAUGCAAGUCCGCCAAACAACUCAUUCAACUCAUUGACAGUCCGUUUGUAAAACCGGGUCCUUUGCUAUUAAGUCAAUCGAUUGUCAGAUUGUGUCCAUUAAUACUGUUUCAACUCCAAGAACACCAGUGCAUUGAACAGCGAGAGAGUCAUUACAAAGCCCUGAAUCGUCCCAAUUCUGGUGCCGUCUGGGGGUUCGGUCUUCUGUUCGUCACAAUUGUGAGCUUCUGUUCACUGAUAGGAGUGGCGAUUCUACCCCUCCUCACCAGAAGCACAUACGAUGUGAUGUUGACUCUGUUCGAGGGCUUA
Molecule: messenger RNA, 1034 nt
Organism: Oppiella nova
Lineage: Eukaryota; Metazoa; Arthropoda; Arachnida; Sarcoptiformes; Oppiidae
Source: the annotation of a GenBank genome assembly